Molecule: messenger RNA, 2054 nt
Organism: Antrostomus carolinensis (chuck-will's-widow)
Lineage: Eukaryota; Metazoa; Chordata; Aves; Caprimulgiformes; Caprimulgidae
Gene: RIPK1
Product: receptor interacting serine/threonine kinase 1
Exons: 10
Coding region: 60-2054 (664 amino acids)
Biological process (GO): protein phosphorylation; signal transduction
Molecular function (GO): protein binding; ATP binding; JUN kinase kinase kinase activity
Source: RefSeq, a predicted model, not a curated record
UACAGAAGCAUCAGGGUACUUGAUUUUCUUUUAAUUGCUAAGCCACAAAGACUGCAAACAUGUCGCUGGAAGACAUCCACAUGAACACCCAGGAUUUGCUUGAAAAAAAACAAUUAGAUGCUGGAGGAUUUGGAACAAUCUCUUUAUGCUUUCACAAGAAACAUGGAUAUGUAGUAUUAAAAAAGGUGUAUACAGGACCCCAGCGCACUGAGUAUAAUGCUUCCCUCCUUGAAGAAGGCAGGAUUAUGCGCAGACUGCAGCACGACCGUGUGGUAAAGCUACUAGGUAUAAUUUUGGAAGACGGAAACUACUCACUUGUGAUGGAGUAUGUGGACCGGGGGAACAUGAUGAAAGUGCUACAGAAACUCUCCCUGCCUUUGUCAGUGAAAGGGCGUUUUGUGCUGGAGAUCACAGAAGGAAUGCUUUAUCUGCACGAGCAAGGCUUCGUCCACAAAGACCUAAAGCCAGAAAACAUCCUUGUGGACACAGACUUUCACAUUAAGAUUGCAGAUCUCGGUGUUGCCUCCUUUAAGAACUGGAGUCGGCUAACCCAAGAAGAGACUGUCCGACAGAAGCAAAUCAAGAGCACUUGCCAGAACAACGCUGGGACUCUCUUCUAUAUGGCCCCGGAGCAUUUACGCUGUGUUAACGUAAAACCUGUGGAGAAAUCAGAUGUUUACAGCUUUGGCAUAGUGAUCUGGGCAAUUUUUGCUAACAAAGAGCCGUAUGAACAUGGUAUAAAUGAAGCCCAGAUUUGCUUUGGCAUCAUGAAUGGAAACAGACCAGAUGUAAAAGAGAUCACUGAUAAAUGUCCAGUGGAAAUUAUUGACUUAAUGAAACAAUGCUGGGAGCAAGAGUCAGUGAAACGGCCCAACUUUGCAGAAAUUAGUCAAAGUUACAAGCCAUUUUACUAUCAAAAUCUAGGAAAAAAUAUUGAAGAUGAUCUGAAGAAGUUAAAAAAAAUGUGGCCGGAGUCAAAUGAACUGCUGAAUAGGAUGCAGUCCCUUCAAAUAGAUGCUGUAGCAGAAGGUACCAGUAAUGGUCAAAUAGAUCAGCCUAAUUCUCUACAUAGCUCUCAAGGUCCCAUGACCAGUCAGGUUAAUGAAGCCCUGUUUGCUGCCUUCCCUGAGAACCAGCCUGUUGAGAGCUGUGAGACCUCAUUUACACCUGCUGAUAAUCUAGAGAGAAAACUUCAGCGUGAAUACAACUACCAUGUGUUUGGGAACCGGAUGGAUAAAGCAGUUCCACCUGUAGUAUACACCCCUGAAAUGAGAGAGGAAGAAAGGAGACGAAGGGUUUCCUACGACCCAUUUGCAAAGUCACCUCCUGCUCCGCAAUGGAAUGAACCGUAUCCAAGAGCUGAAAAAACAGGAUCAAACACUAGCCCAUAUCUUUGGCCACAGCCAGCUGCAGCAACACCGAAACGGGGAAAUGUGGAUGUUUUUUAUGGGCCACGUCCUAACAGUCUUCCAAAAGGAAACACGGAAGGCCUCUAUGGAUUGUGUCCAGCCAGUACCUUUAGCCUAAGUAAACCUCCCGUGCCCGAAUCUGGCCCAAACCUGCAGUCACAGACCAAUGUAAACUGGUAUCCAAAGGGUGCAGACACAGAUACAGAUGAUUCAAUCAAGUACAACAUCAGUAACAGUUCUGGAAUUCAAAUUGGAUCCUACAAUCACAUGAAGAUCGACGACCACAAUCAAUACAUCAGCACUUCUCCUGUUGCUUCAGAGGCAACUUAUAUGCAUUAUGAAGCAAUGGGUAUAUUUGACAAUAAUACUGUCCUGACUGAGAAACAUCUGAAUCUGGUGAGAGAGAAGUUGGCUAAGCAGUGGAAACACUGUGCUCGUAAACUGGGCUUUUGUGAUCCCGAGAUUGAUGAAAUUGAUCACGACUACGAACGAGAUGGACUGAAAGAAAAAGUUUACCAAAUGCUGCUUAAGUGGGAAAUGAGGGAAGGCUCCAAAGGCGCUACAGUUGGAAAGCUUGCCAAAGCCCUCUUCGGCUGCCAGAGACUGGAUCUUCUUACUAGCUUGAUGCAGAUCAAUGAGGAAUAA